Messenger RNA from Brassica rapa (field mustard), 2696 nucleotides. RefSeq names its product agamous-like MADS-box protein AGL14. The record is from RefSeq and is a predicted model, not a curated record. Gene Ontology annotation, cellular component: nucleus. Lineage: Eukaryota; Viridiplantae; Streptophyta; Magnoliopsida; Brassicales; Brassicaceae. Gene Ontology annotation, molecular function: protein dimerization activity; RNA polymerase II transcription regulatory region sequence-specific DNA binding; DNA-binding transcription factor activity. Gene Ontology annotation, biological process: positive regulation of transcription by RNA polymerase II.
UUUUAUAUUUUUUAUUUGAAUCAUAUAAAAUAAAUAAUUAGGUUAUAAUCUUAACCUAUUAUAUUUAGUCAUAAGUUUUAUAAAUAAAUUUAUGUUAUAUAUAUACAUGUGUGUGUGUGUUUGGAUAUACGCUUCUAAUACGUACCUGCUUUCUAAUGUUUUAGAAAAAUCUCUCAUCUAGGUUUUCAUACGAUUCCUCUUUCGUGUAUCCGUCUCCGAUUCCAUGUAACAUAGGAACACACUAUAUGAACCGGACAACUCAGCAUGACCAUGAUCUAUAAAAGUCCUAGGGUUUGCACUUACCUAUUUAUGAGCAUUGUUUUGUAUUUUGUAAAUCAAAAAGAAACAAAGAUAAUUCUAAACUUCAGCAUUUUGACAAUAUUAAGAAUGGAAGAUAAAAACAACUCUCACAUUAACAAAACCCCAUUAUAAAUCGUAUAUAUUAUUUACUUUCUUAUCUUACUCGUUUCCUUACAGAUUUGAAAUCCAAAUCCUAACGUAUUUCACUAAUCCACUAUUCUUUUAUGUUACCAAUCAAAAAGACAACUAAAAUUGUGUUACCAUUCAAUACUACACAUAUUUAUCAAAAAUAAAUUCAUAACUACACAUGUCAAGAUGAAACUAAUUAUGAUUGGAAGUUUGGAACAGAGUUAGACUAAGACAUAUACAGUCACAUAUCCAAACAUAAACAUAAAUAAAAUUAUGUAAUUAUAGUAUAUUUUAUAGAAAGUGAUAUUAAAAGUGACAUUCAAAUUUCAUAUCUACUUAUAAAUUUCUACUAUUGCUGUGUUUAUUAGAAUAUAUUAUACCCUUUAGUUUAUAUAGACACCAAUGUCCUAAAACAAUUUUACCAAACAAAAAAAACUUCCAAAUGGUUUUUAAGUAACGGAGAUGAAACGGCGACUGUGAAGAUUUUUGUCCGUGAGGAGCUGGCAACCGACAGGGUUGCUGCCUGUCUACAAGUGCAUUUGUCUAACUCACUUUCACAGACACCGGAUCUAUAGGUUGUCGGUAUAAUAUAUACGUGUCAUGAUCUUAACCGCUUAACUUUAAAUUCAGGUUGUCUUCUGAUUGCAGUGAUGAGGUAAGUGAUAACGUAGACAGUUAGAAAGAUACUUUAAUCACUCGAAUUAAUUACAAUUAUUAGCCCUUCGAGCUUGUACAGAGUUAACUUUCAUACUUUUAUUCUUAAGAACAAACUAUAAACGAUGUUGAUCUUAACUAAUGUCUAAUUUCAUUUCAUUUUUCAUCUUUUAAAUUAUUUAUUAUAUGCCAAAAAACAAUUUGCGAUUCUUAGGACAAAGAAAAAUCAUAAGUUAUCGUCAUAGAAUGAUUAAACUAACCAGGGCAUUGGAAUUUAUUCUCCACCAAUGUUUUUUGCCCUUACAAUAUCACAUUUUACCAAAAGAAGAACGGAUAUCGUGUGAUGCUCUCUAUAUAAUGUAAGUAUACCAAUGUAUACUUUAAUUAAUUAAGCACUUUGGUCUAGGGUUAUAGAUGGUAUCAUAGGCAUUGAGAAUAAAUGGCAAAAGAUAGAUGAUUUCCCCUCAAAGAUAAUAAUAUUAUCAGUUCAAGCAUCAAAAAAAAUCUUACUUUCUUUAUUAAUUUUGUUUUUGUUAGUCUCCUAAUUUUAUAAAUUUAGGGUUUCCUAUAAUAUUCCACUUCUCUCUUGCCGUCUCUUCCCAAAUACUCAAUCCCCGUUUCUCUCCCUCAUCUCCCAAAUACUCAAUCCCGUUUCUCUCCCUCAUCUCUCUCUCUAGAGAUACAAAUCAAUCAAAGAAAUACACAAUAGCAAAAAGGGUAAACGUUCCUCAAAUCUGGUCUAAAUUUGUUAUUGAUCUCUUCUAUUCACAUUGUUGGGUUAAUUAACAUAGAAGAAUGGUGAGGGGAAAGACGGAGAUGAAGAGGAUAGAGAACGCGACGAGCAGGCAAGUGACUUUCUCCAAGAGAAGAAAUGGACUUUUGAAGAAAGCCUUUGAAUUAUCAGUCCUUUGUGAUGCCGAAGUUGCCCUAGUUAUCUUCUCUCCUAGAGGAAAACUCUAUGAGUUUUCUAGCUCCUCCAGUAUAACAAAAACAGUAGAACGAUAUCAAAAACGAGUACAUGAUCUUGGCUCUAACCAUAAGAGAGAGGAUAAUUCACAGCAAGCAAAAGGCGAAACCUAUGGCUUAGCGAGAAAGAUCGAACAACUUGAGAUUUCAAAACGAAAAUUUCUGGGAGAAGGACUUGACGCAUCUUCUAUUGAGGAGUUACAACAAUUGGAAAACCAGUUGGAGCGAAGCUUAACCAAAAUAAGAGCCAAAAAGUACCAAUUACUGCGUGAAGAACUGGACAAGUUGAAAGAAAAGGAGAGGAACCUUACUGCAGAAAACAAAAUGCUGACGGAGAAGUAUGAGAUGGGAAGAGGAGGAAUAAUACCAAGAACAUCAUCAACAACAACAUCAGAAGACUUGGACACAGAGGAGAGUGAAAUGGAAGUGGUGACUGAUUUGUUGAUUGGACCUCCUCCGAUCCGACACUCCAAAAAGUUUCCUCCAAAUUAAUACAUGUUUAUACAUUCACCUCAAAAAAUAUAUGAUCACACUACUUUAAACAUGAUGUCUUCUCCUUUCUAGAAGAAAAAUGAGGUUAAUGUAAUAGUUUUUUUUUCUUCUUUUGUAUCCAAUAACAUCUUUGAAAAUCCAAACAACUUCUGAAU